This is a messenger RNA of Nematolebias whitei (Rio pearlfish), 1050 nucleotides long. RefSeq names its product cell death inducing DFFA like effector c (gene cidec). The coding region runs from base 62 to 802 and encodes 246 amino acids. The transcript is spliced from 6 exons. NCBI's taxonomy places the organism in Eukaryota, Metazoa, Chordata, Actinopteri, Cyprinodontiformes, Rivulidae. The record is from RefSeq and is a predicted model, not a curated record. Gene Ontology annotation, biological process: apoptotic process; regulation of apoptotic process.
UGUAAAUGGUGCGAACCCAGACUUGCGCGCGACGAACUUCACGGGGACGGAGCAGAAAUCAAUGUCCUCUCAGAUGGAUUAUGCCAAGAAGUCCUUCAGCCUUCUGACUCCCUCCAGCCUGUCCAAGGUUGUGACGUCGAGCGUCUCAGCCAGUGCCUCCAUGACCCAGCAGCUCCUGUCGGGACGAAGCCUUCGACCCAAACCCUUCAGAGUGACGAACGCUGACAGGAGUGUGAAGAAAGGCAUCAUGGCAGAGUCACUACAAGAUCUGAUGAACAAGGUCAGUUGCUCGUUGACUGUAGACUGCAUCAGCACACUGGUUCUGGAUGAAGACGGUACUGGUGUGGACACAGAGGAGUUCUUCCAAACGCUGCCAGAGAACACGGUUCUGAUGGUCCUGGAGAAGGAUCAGAAGUGGAACCCUCAUCCAAACAGCCCCUCCAGGUAUCAGCACAUCGAACGUUUUCGGCAGCACCGCACAGAUGUGGCCAAGCUGACCCUUGACCUCUACAAGAACAACCCCAAGGACUUUAUUGGCUGCUUGAAUGUGAAAGCUACCCUGUACGGAGCGUACACGGUGUCCUACGAUCUGCGUUGUUAUGCAGCCAAAAAGAUCCUGAAGGAGGCUCUCCGGUGGACCAUCUUCUCCAUGCAGGCCACGGGCCACAUCCUGCUGGGCUCCUCCUGCUACAUCGAGCAGCUGCUGGAGGAAGAGGAGCAAGCUGAGAGGAGACUGGCGCUGCCGCAGGAGAGCCGGAUAAGGCAGCUGCAGAGUCUUCUGCUGGGAAAGGGCUCCCACUGAUGAUGGUGUGGUGGACAUGCUAUCCUCCUAGAUUUAGGUCACAGUGUUGAUGACACGGAUACAACAGAUUAGUAAUCCGUCUCUCAAGUGUAAUUUAUUAAUGUGUCAUGGAUUACAACAGUUAGUGUUUUUGCUCUGUUACAUUUAUUUGACUCGUGUAUGAAUAAGGCACCAGGUAUUUUCUCUGAAUGCACUUUUACUCAUGUAAAACUUUUCCUACAGAACCAUAAUAAAUAAAAUUAACUUGU